AUGCCCACAGCCUCAAGAGUUGCGACCGAGAAGUCGUCUCCUGCACCCACCAAAGCCCCUCCUAAGCGGAGCAGUAAUCGAAGUCGAGGUCGGCCUUCAGCAUCUACAGUCACAGAGAUUCCGAAUUCUGAAGACGACGUUAUUCUCGUUGGUGCCCCGACCGCAAAGGGCACGUUCCAAGGAGUCUUUAUCCCUAAGGAUGAAUCUGCUCCUGCAAAUCGUCGGGGCAGACCGUCUGCGUCGACGGCCCCUUCCUCCAUCGCCGAUUCAAUGGACUCGCCUAGCUAUGAAACUCCGGACACCAGCACUUUCCCAACGCCUGAUCCGGGAACAUCGAAAUCGAGUGUUGGAGCAACCGCCAGGGCUCUGCAGCUUCAGUCCUCCGAAUAUGCUCUUCGCCGCGGCACCCGGUCUUCAAGAAAGCGAAACAUCACUGAAAUAACUGAUCAAGAUUUUGAAGACACGGACGCACAAAUUGCUGCUAAACUGCAGGCAGAAGAGUACAAAGUGGUGGCAGAUUCAGAAGACUCCGAUGACGAACCUCUGUCUAAGCGCCGUCGUACUCGGCCAUCUCUCAAUGACAUGAUAGACGCUGAAGAUGACAUGCCGCCGCCCGCCAGCUUACGUCAGGGUCGAACCAAGCUUCCGCUCCGUAACCCUGGCUUUUCCACUUCUACCCGCCGGUCUUCACUCGACAGCUCCGAACUUUCAUCAGCGGUCUCCAUUGCCGACACAGAAUUGUCAGAUUUCACUCUUCCGCCCAUGUCCAUGGACACAGUCGACUUCAGUGAGUCCGACGAUGAAUCUAAUCGUUUUGAACCGCCCUGGGCUAGAGGACGUCGAGUAGAUUGGACAAUGUUGACCGAAGAAGAAAUCGAGUUCUGGACAGACCCUGUGAAACGACGUCAAAUUAGGGAACGCAAACGCUUGGAACGAGCCCACCCAGACAUCAAAACCAUGUGGACGGAUCUCGGCAAAAUCCCAGUCAUCAAGCCUGUGCAGGCGCCACAACCAACCGGGAUCAGUCGCAAGCUGAAGCCUUUCCAGCUCGAAGGCUUGGACUGGAUGAUGAAACAGGAAAAGUCCCAAUGGAAAGGUGGCUUGCUCGGUGACGAGAUGGGUAUGGGAAAGACCAUUCAGGCUGUCAGCCUUAUUAUGUCCGACUAUCCGGCUAAGGCUCCCAGCCUGGUGAUUGUCCCUCCAGUCGCGCUCAUGCAAUGGCAAUCGGAAAUCAAAGAAUACACCAGCGGAAAGUUGAAGGUGCUUGUUUACCACUCCUCUGCCAAUCCAAAAUGCAAACUUCUCACUGUCAAAGACCUGAAGAAGUACGAUGUUAUCAUGGUCUCCUAUUCUGGUCUGGAGUCGAUGUACCGGAAAGAACAGAAAGGGUGGUCUCGAGGUGAUGGGAUUGUGAAGGAGGACAGUGUGUUGCAUUCGAUCAAGUAUCACAGAUUGAUCCUCGACGAGGCCCACAGCAUCAAGCAACGCACCACUGGUGUGGCAAGGGCCUGCUUUGCCUUGAGAGCCACGUACAAGUGGUGCUUGUCCGGUACACCCGUUCAGAAUCGCAUUGGCGAGUUUUUCUCCCUGCUACGCUUCCUCGAGAUCCACCCGUUUGCAUGCUACUUUUGCAAGGAAUGCGGUUGUCGUGAACUCCAUUGGUCCCAGGAUGAGUCGAAGAGAUGCAUCAAGUGUCAGCACAGUGGCUUCAACCACGUCUCUGUGUUCAACCAAGAGAUUCUCAAUCCGAUCACCCAGGGAAACAACGAGAAGCUAAGAAAGGAGGGUCUAGACAAGUUGCGUCUGAUCACCGAUCGUAUCAUGCUUCGUCGUAUGAAACGAGACCACACUUCUUCUAUGGAGCUACCCCCCAAAGAGAUCGUUGUCCACAACGAGUUCUUUGGAGAAAUUGAACGAGACUUCUCACAAAGCAUCAUGUCAAACUCGACUCGCAAAUUCGACACCUACGUCGCGCAAGGUGUGAUGCUGAACAACUAUGCGAACAUCUUCGGUCUCAUUAUGCAAAUGAGACAAGUUGCCAAUCAUCCCGACCUGAUCUUGCGCAAGAACGCUGAAGGCGGGCAGAAUAUUCUUGUCUGUUGUGUGUGCGACGAACCUGCCGAAGACGCCAUCCGUUCCCGCUGCCGCCACGAAUUCUGUCGCCAAUGCGCCAGGUCAUACGUCCAGUCCUUCGCCGGUAGUGCGUACGGAGGUACUGAGGAAGACGCAGAUUGUCCUCGAUGUCAUAUUCCCCUGGUAAUAGACUGGGACCAGCCUGAAAUUGAGCAGGAUGAAGACAACAUCAAGAAGUCAUCAAUCAUCAAUCGCAUCAAGAUGGAGGAUUGGACCAGCUCUACAAAGAUUGAAAUGCUGGUGUAUGAUCUGUACAAGCUCCGCAGCAAGAAACAAACGCACAAGUCCAUCGUGUUUUCGCAGUUCACGAGCAUGUUACAGCUCGUCCAGUGGCGAUUGCAGAAAUCGGGUUUCAGCACGGUGUUAUUAGAUGGAAGCAUGACACCGGCGCAGAGACAGAAGACGAUCGACCACUUUAUGAACAACGUCGAUGUUGAGGUCUUCCUCGUCUCACUUAAAGCAGGUGGUGUCGCCUUGAACUUGACCGAGGCCAGCAGAGUUUACAUUGUCGAUCCAUGGUGGAACCCGGCUGCCGAAUGGCAAUCUGCGGAUCGGUGCCAUCGGAUCGGUCAACGUCGGCCGUGCGUCAUCACUCGUCUGUGUAUUGAAGAUUCGGUCGAAUCAAGGAUGGUGUUACUUCAAGAAAAGAAGGCCAAUAUGAUCAAUGGCACGGUAAAUAAUGAUCAGGUCGCGCUGGAUAAGUUGACGCCGGAGGACAUGCAGUUCUUGUUCCGUGGCUCUUGA
This is a messenger RNA of Cladophialophora bantiana CBS 173.52, 2877 nucleotides long. RefSeq lists its product as uncharacterized. Gene Ontology annotation, molecular function: metal ion binding; ATP-dependent chromatin remodeler activity; ATP binding. Bases 1 to 2877 code for a protein of 958 amino acids. Lineage: Eukaryota; Fungi; Ascomycota; Eurotiomycetes; Chaetothyriales; Herpotrichiellaceae. The transcript is spliced from 2 exons. The record is from RefSeq and is a predicted model, not a curated record.